UGCGAGUGAUUUCAUUCUUGUUCCUCUCACUCCUCAAAAACAAUAUCUCAACUAUCAAUUUCCUUUUCCCCCAACAAUGUGGCCCUUCCCUCUCUCUUUCCAGCCGGACCACCGCAACAACAUGCUACAACCGCAGCCCCCGCUGCCACAGCACCACCACUCACAUGCUCAACCCCACCAGCAUCAUAGCCCGGCUUCAAGACACGCUCAACGACCAGAGUACACUGAUCAGGGGAAUUAUGACUACUCGUACUUGUUCAGACCCGAGCAACACCAUUCAUACGACCCCAGUGGUGGGAGUAGCAGUAGUAGUGGCAACCAGCCAGUAUCAAAUGGACGGACGGGAGCAUCGCCAUCCUCAACUCCGUGGAGCGGUGGUGGUCCGUAUACUGCGACAUCGGGAAUCGAGACCUCUUGGGAUUGGUAUGCACGACAGCAAAGUCAAGGAUCGAGUCAGCAGCAACAAAGAGACCCGCGUUCAAUGGCGAAUUUUGCUCAGGAACGAUUGACUGGGUCGUUUGGAUGGCCAGAAAGUAGAAAUGGCGGGAAUGGGGGGGAUGGAUAUGGUCACUCAUUAUAUGGGUCCUAUACCGGUAUAAAGAAGGAGGACAAGAAGGAUGGAGAACGGAGUGCGAAGAAGCCAAGGGUGGAUGCACCUUUUAACGUCGAAAAUGAAUUAGCACAACUUAAAAUGCACUUAAAUGAAAUCAUAAACCUAAUAAAACCUUUUGCUCCGCAAAAAGGCCAACCAGCGCCCGAACAACCACCACCACCAUACCUUUCCACCCGCUUCGCUCGUCUCUCUUCUGUCAUCCACGAAUCUCUUCAAAACCUCUCUCCUCAUGUCCACGUCAACCUCUCUCCAGAGUUUGUACCCACAUACCAACCGCCCGAAAAGAAGGUUACAGCUGCUAAUGGCAGUGAGAAACGCUCGUCUCCUGCUCUUGGGACGGCGGGGGCAGAGAUGGAUGGGAAGGGUCUAACGAAGACGAAGACGGCAGAAGAAUUGGCAGCGGCAGAGAAGGAGAUGGAAAUCAUAAAAAAGAGGAGAGACGCUUUAAUUGCCAAGGCGCAGGCUGCGAUAGCCAGGGGUGGGACACCGAAGGCGAACAAUGCCAAAGGCGGAAAGAACGCCAACAAAACAAAUGGCGGCAAGUCGAAUAAAUCUAGUCCUCUCAAAGACAAUUCCACCAAGUCACUCCCUCUAUUUACCCCUACCUCACCUAUCCCCCGUCUUCCUUCUCUGUUAAACCAUAACAAUCUCGAAGCAUUAACCGGAGGGAGCGAAUUCAGCUCAUCUUUCCUUCCUCCGAUCACUACCACCAUAAGUACGGCGAUGGCAGACCGUCUCGCUCAGGCACAGCCCGUCAUACAGCAAAGUUUUCCACAAGAUUCGAUGCCGUUUAGCAUUUUUUCGCAAGAUAGUAUGGCAUGGUUGAGAAGAUGCCAUGGGUGUGGAAGUUCAGUCACGUCAGAAUGGAGGACAGGACCUGAUGGUCCGGAUAGUUUGUGCGAUAUCUGUGGUAUGCACUAUGAACGGUUAUCAAGGAAGAAGGAUCUGUUAUCAUUUCCACAACCGGGACAUAUUGAUGGAGAUACAGCGUUUGUAUUAGGCUCAUAGGUGUUGUAACGAAUCGAUAGAUGCAAGUUCAGGCGUUUUAGGGUCCCAUUUAUAUUCAUAGAAACUACCUUACGGGCGAGACUUGAAGAAGAGAAAAAAAGAAGUUGCCUUGUCGAAGUCGUGUUAUUUUUUGAUAGGUUCUGGGUAACUCAUGAGGGUUUUAAUUCACUAUAAUACAUUUUUGUGUCUGGUAUAAUGGG
Messenger RNA from Cryptococcus deneoformans JEC21, 1821 nucleotides. RefSeq lists its product as hypothetical. The transcript has 4 exons. Gene Ontology annotation, molecular function: zinc ion binding; sequence-specific DNA binding. NCBI's taxonomy places the organism in Eukaryota, Fungi, Basidiomycota, Tremellomycetes, Tremellales, Cryptococcaceae. The coding region runs from base 77 to 1621 and encodes 514 amino acids. Gene Ontology annotation, biological process: regulation of DNA-templated transcription. The record is from RefSeq and is a predicted model, not a curated record.